Nerophis lumbriciformis (worm pipefish) is the source of this 1635-nucleotide messenger RNA. Lineage: Eukaryota; Metazoa; Chordata; Actinopteri; Syngnathiformes; Syngnathidae. The record is from RefSeq and is a predicted model, not a curated record.
AUGAAGAUUGCAGUGGAGGGCUGCUGCCAUGGCGAGCUGGACAAGAUCUACGAGACUAUCGCCUACCUGGAAAAAAAGGAAGGCGUCAAAGUAGACCUGCUGCUUUGCUGUGGCGACUUCCAAGCCGUGCGCAACGAAGGCGACCUCAGAUGUAUGGCGGUGCCUGCAAAGUACAGAACCAUGCAGACCUUUUACAAGUACUAUUCUGGAGAGAAAAAAGCUCCCAUUCUCACCAUCUUUAUCGGUGGUAACCAUGAAGCCUCCAAUCACCUGCAGGAGCUCUCGUAUGGAGGCUGGGUGGCUCCCAAUAUAUAUUAUCUGGGUUAUGCUGGAGUGAUUCGCUACAAAGGGAUCCGAAUUGGCGGCUUGUCUGGUAUCUUCAAGUCACAUGACUACAGAAAAGGUCACCAUGAAUUCCCUCCAUACAAUCCUGAAACCCUGAGAAGUGUCUAUCACGUGCGAAAUAUUGAGGUGUUUAAACUAAAACAGAUUCGAAUGCCCAUCGACAUUUUUCUGAGCCAUGACUGGCCUCGCGGAAUCUAUCAUCAUGGGCCCACGGAAGAGCUGCUGCGUAAAAAGAAAUUUUUGCGGCACGAGGUUGAGUCCAACUCUCUUGGCAGUCCCGCUGCAGCAGAGCUCCUAGAGCAUCUCCAGCCCGGCUAUUGGUUCUCAGCACAUCUUCACGUCAAGUUUGCUGCCCUGAAGCAACAUGAGUCAAAACCCAACACUGCCCCACGGGCCACAAAGUUCCUGUCUCUGGAUAAAUGUCUGCCCCAUCGAGAAUUCUUGCAGAUUGUGGACUUACCAGAAAGAGUCGGUUCAUCUGAUGACUUGGAAUAUGACCCCGAGUGGCUUGCAAUACUGAAGGCCACCAAUGAUCUGCAGAGAACCACCUCUCAUCCAUGGAACCCUCCAGAGAAUAAUGGCCUGCAUGAACGGUGGGACUUUACAGUCUCUGAAGAGGCACUGAUGAAGGUGGUAGAGCAGCUCAACGGCGAGCUUGCCAUCCCGAACAACUUCAUCCGCACCGUGCCGCCCUACGAACCAAGUAGUCCUCACUUUCAUGCCGCCCCCAGCUACCUCGCCAACCCCCAGACCACAGAGUUGUGCACCAUCCUGGGCCUCACGGAUCUCUACACCCAAGCGGGCCAGGUCGGCGCCACAAGCGGCCCUCAGGAUAGCCGUGUCGAGGAGGAAGAUGACUUUCAGAGCGGUGACGAGCCUAGCGAGUACCCAACUGACAUUUCGAGCGCGUCAAACUCAUUUAAUCCUGACGAGAUUAACAUAGAAGAUGAGUGGGAAGAGGAGGAAGGUGAAGAACGUAUCGAAAGCAACACCCAUUCAAAACCGUCCAGCGGUAGCACCCACACACCCAAAACCAUGGUCCUGCCCCCGCCCAAAUCCCAAGUAUCACCCAUUGUUAUGCCCCCUCUCCUGGAUUUGCCUCCCCACUGCCAGUCGACACCCACAGUCCCUCGACUUCCUCCAAGUGACAAUGACGUGGAAAGUGGUGAGCGCUUUCUUAAACGGACUAGCGAAGAAGCAGGUGAUCCAGGGAGCCAGACUACGACACCGCGGAUCAAGCGCCGGAACCAAAUAAUCUACGCCACAGUGGACGACGAGUGUGACGAAUAG